AUGGCCAUGGCGCCCUGCGCGGCGCUUGCCGUGGGGCGUGGCUACGAGGGAGAUCCCAUCGCACUUGUCCGGGACAGCUUCAAGCACUAUGUCGAGGCGGUGCUACAGCACUUGACCGAGCUGCAGAGGCGCUGGCAUCCCUUUGAAGCCGUGAGUGCGGGAAAGUGCAGAAGCUCGAAGCAGGUCGAGGAGCUGGCGGCGCUCUGCCGGGAAUGCGGCCUCGCCUCUGCCAAGGCAGUUGUCGCUUGCGACCGGGUUCUCCGACGACAAAUCCAGGAACCGAAGGAACACUGCGUCAGCUCUCGACUCGAAGCUAGCCCACAAGCUGCUCCUGACCAAGAAGAGGCGCAGGAGCUGCGGCAGCUAAUGGCGAAGCGCUUGCAGCGUGCGUACCGCAGAUUUCAGCAGCGCCGAAAACACAGCAAGCUGAAGGCCGGCAAAGUUCUGGCCACUUCCCUCGUCUGCUGCCUUGGCACGCAACUGCAGCAAAGCCUAAACUACUGGCGCUCCGGAGUCGCGAGGAAGCACGCUGCCGGUGUCAUUGCAAAGGCUGCCCAAGGCUGGCUGUCUCGACGAUGUGCACAUAGAGCUGCGAAGCUCUUCAAGGCACUUCGCUGCGCUGAAAACCAGCGGAGCUUCAGGCUGAUGCGACGACACUUUGCACUUUGGACCUGGAAAUUGGAAUUCUCUCAGCGAUGGCAGCGGAAGCGUGAGGAAGACUUAGCCCUCACGCCCGUCGAUGUUGUCGAGAAGCAACGCGACUUCUGGUGGCUAUUUCCAAGCGAUGGAAAGACUGCAGUCGCCAAGGCCCAAUUCGCUUGGUUCAAGAAGCGCCUGGCGUGGCUGGCAUGGGUGAGUGCAAUGUCCAUAGAGCGCAAAACAGUUGCCGCAUCCGCUUUGUUUGUUGUCUCGCAGUGGUAUCAACGGCUGCGGCACGGCGGCAGGUGA
Molecule: messenger RNA, 948 nt
Organism: Symbiodinium sp. CCMP2592
Lineage: Eukaryota; Dinophyceae; Suessiales; Symbiodiniaceae
Source: the annotation of a GenBank genome assembly